CUCCUCUUCCUCCUGCACGGCCUUUCAAAAUCUCAAUGACCGCCCCAUUAUAACAGACAAUGUUGCACACUGACCCUAGCACUUAGCGGAGAGGCACCACAUUCACAGCUUCAGCUCCAGCAUCAGAUCCAAACACACACAGAUCGGGUCAGUUUGUGCGCGAGCUCCGGAUCAAACUAAUGGACUUAUAGCCGAGUAACGGAGAGAGAGAGCGCGCGCAUCUGUGAGGAAAGGCUGAUGGAUGGAGCGAGGGACCAGUAUGAGGAACGAUUGAAAGAGGUGUUUGAGAGUUUUGAUGGCAGUGGAUUGGGCUCUCUGAGUCCUGAAGAACUGACCGAUCUCUGCCGGGCCCUUCAGCUGGAGGAGAACACACUGAACACACUCUUACACACACUGCUGGAGGACCAGAUCCAUGCACGGGUUGAUUUUGAACAGUUUAAGGAUGCUCUGAUCCUUGUGUUAUCAAGCACAAACACAAGCGAUCCAGAAGAAUGUCUUGAACGACCAGAUUCCCCAGAAGUCCAGCCGCGAUUUGUAAAGGGCAGUAAGCGCUAUGGCCGACGCUCUGCUCCAGAGUUCAUUCAUACACAGACUGAUUCACACACACUGGCUGAAGAUGAGGAGCAGAAGGAUGAAGAUGCUCAAGAGAGCGAUGACAGGACUGUACCCAGGAAACGUGAGCGCUGGAAUGCUGACAUAAGCAUUUCUGAAGAGUUUGAAGCAGAAGGUCAGCUCCACCUCUGGAACCCAGAUGAACCCAGCACACCACGUGGCAAUGCAGUGCCACUCUGUGACCUGGAGGAGCGUCUGCAUAACGCUUGCCAUCAGCUCUCUCUGCCCAUAAACGGCACGGCCACACUGCAACAGCUACACACACUCUGCCAGCACAUAGGCAUUGAGGUGGGCGAGGAUCAGUUGCAGUGUGCUGAUGAAAACGCAAUGGAUGUACAGGAGUUCAUCUCAUACAUAAUAAAUCACAGCAAACCACCAACACCGUCAGCAUCUACACCCUACAGACAAUUAAAGAGACUCCAUUCCACUCAGUUUGAUGAGUCGGGCCGUAGGAUCUCAUGUGCUUUGAGCAGUACAAUCAGUCUGCGGGUGUUUUCAGAUUUAGAUGAUGGAUCGGGACACGCUCCUGUGGAAUCUCUGCUUUACAGGUGGAUGGAAGAGGGAGUGGACAAAAGCUCAGAGAUCUUACAGGCUCUGGAUUUUAAUGUGGAAGGUAAAGUGAAUCUGUCAGAGCUGACCGUUGCUUUAGAGAAUGAGCUGCUGUGCACUAAGAACUCCAUCCACCAGGCGGCGCUAGUGAGCUUUAAGGCGGAAAUCAGACAUCUGCUUGAGUGUGUUGACCUGGAAAGGCGUGAGAAGGAAAGGAUUCGCUUUGAUCUGGAAAAAGCAGAGAAACUGAAAUCUCAGCUGGCGUCUGAAGUCGACGACCACCAUGCUGCCAUUGAGCGAAAUAACGAGCUCAACCUCCGGAAGUUGGAGCAGCAAUAUAAAGACAGUAUGACCACACUGAGGGCAGAGUUUAGUAAAGAGGUGGAGCUUGUGCAUCAGCAGGCCAAUCAGCAGCGAGAUGAGCUUGAACAGGAAAUUGGCAAGAUGAGAGAUGAUGAAACCUUCCUACGAGAGCGUCUAUCUCUCACCAUUAAAGAAAAUGGUCGUCUGGAGUCAGAGCUUAUUGAGACCACAGAGAAACUGGUGGAGGCAGAAAACCAGUUGAACAAAGUGCAAAAAAAUCUGGAUGGGGUUUUGAAAGAGAAGUUUGGUGAUUUGGAUCCAGACAGUGCAGAGUUUUACCAGCAGGAGGAGCGUCUGAGACAGCUGCGCAGGAGCUACGAGGAGCAGUGCAGGGAGUUGCAGGAUCGUAUAGAUGAGCUGGAAGCUCAGCUGGAGGAAUAUCAGACUUCUGGCCUCACACCCUCAACACGUCCCGGACUGAGCCUGUCUGAUGAACUGGCCAGCAAGAGUCCAGACCCAGGUUCUCAGGAGCAGCAGCCAUUAAACAUGAGUCUAGAGACCGAGAUGUUACUGGAGCAGCACCAACGAGAGAUAGAAAACAUCAGGGCAAUGGUUUAUGAAGAAAAACGCAGCGCAGAGGAGGAGAGGAGACAUCUCUACCUGCAGCACCAACAGGAGGUGCAGGUUUUGAGAGAAGAGCUGGCAAGAGAACAAGAGAGCGUGAACCGAUUGGAGCAGGACAUUUCUGCCCUCAAAACUCUCCACCAACAGGAGCUUCACUCUCUCACGCAGGAGGCGCAGGACGCUAGAAGCCAUGCAGAGCAGCUGGAAGCAAAGGUGAAUGUUUUGGAGGAAAAACAGUCUGCCUAUGAGGAGCGGAUCAGAGUGCAAGCUGAGGAGGUGAAUCUGAUGGAAUUAAAGCACCAGGAGGUGCUGGAGGCCAAUCUGCAGGAGCAGAGAGAAAGACUGCAAGAAGAGAAGGAAAAGGUAGAGAAGAGGCUCAAGGAGCAGUGGAAAGAAGAGCAAAAGAGCCAUGAGGAGGUGCUAAGUGCUCCGCUUGAGGAGAUGCAGCAUAAAACAGAACAGGAGUGUGUUGAGCUGGAAAAGAGGCUCAGGGAGGAGUGGGAGUGGGAGAGGCAGGAUUUAGAGGAGAACAGUAAGGAGGCAUUGCAAGCUUUGCUGGAGGAGAGAGAGCGGAUGCUCAAGGAGGAAUGGGAGCGGGAGAGGCGGGAGCUAGAGGAGACCAGUAAGGAGGCACUGAAGGCCUUGCUUGAGGAGAGGUUGGAGAGGGAGAGGAGCCUCAGGAAACAAUGGGAUGAGGAGCGGGAUUCGUUAGAGAACAAACAUCACACUUUGCUCCUACAGCGUUUGGAGGAGGAGAGGGAACACCUUCGCUCACAGCAGGAGGAGACCGAGAGCAUAAUAAUGGAGCAUUGGGGGAGAGAGCGGGCUCAGCUGGAGAAACAGCAUGAGGGGGCACUUCAAGCCUGUUUGGAGCAGGAGAGAGAGAGACUGCAAGGAGAGAGAGAGGAGCAGGAGAGGAGGUGGCAGCAGGUGCUGAACGAGGCGCAGAGUCAGAUGGAGGUGGCGCACAGGGAGGCCAUGCAGGAGCUGAGUGCCAAACACAGGGAGGAGAGAGAAAGACUCAGCAGCCUUUUGGAGAAACUACGCUCCGAUAUUGCUGAACAGAGGAGUGAAGUUUGUCGACUGGCUAAAGAGAACAUCAUUCUGAGGCACAAGAUCUCCACAGUAAGAGAGGAGGACUUGAGAGAGAACCAGGAUGACCUGCGAUUACAUCACAUCAAGCAAGGGAAGAGAUCAGUACAAGCUCUUAGGAGACAGCUCUCUGAGCCUCGCCGCCUGGGACAGCAGCUGGAGGAGGAUCAUUUUUUAUUACAGCAGAAUGCAGAUCAUGUACUUCGACAUGCGCUCCAGGAAAUGAUACGUCAACAUGACAGCUCAGCCAAUGAGAAGAAUGGGUUGUGUGAUCGGGAGGAGAUGGUAUCCAGAACAGAAAAGGAACUGCUUAGAUCGGAACUCAAUCGGUGCAUAGAAAAGGUCAUGCCACUGGAUUCAUCUUUACAGACAGUCACUCAGCAGAAUGCUCAUCUCAAAUCUGACCUACGCAUCACACAGCAAGAAAGAGAUGCCCUUAAACAGGAACUGAUUUCUUUGCACAAACAAUUGCAAGCUGCCAAGGAGAAGCAGUUGUUGGAGGUUUCCGUUGUGUCUGCUGGUCAGGAACAAGGGAGGCAUGUGUGGGUGGGGCUUUCUGAGCUGAUGGAGGCGGAGCAAGCCUCACUUACAGAGGAGAACCUGCAACUCAAGCGACAGAUGAGCGAGAUGAGCUCAGAGCUGCAGUCGUCAAAGGAGCAGAUCUGCCAGCUGGAGACAUUAAGUUUGAAACAGAGAGGACUUGUAAAAACUGCAGAACAAGAAAAAUCAGCCUUGAAACGUCAAAUGGAGGCUCUGCGUGUACAGCUACUGUCCACAAGGAAUAAGGCUCAGCUGGCUGCAGUCUUGCCUUCAUCUCCUCUACAUUUGCCAGGGGAACAGAGAGGACAGUACCAUAGCGACGGCCCAGACUUCAACAUGCAGCAGGACGAGCGGGAGGUGGUGCUGUUACAGAUGGAGGAGAGAAUGAGAGAAGUGGAGCUCACGCUCAGAAACCUUAAGCUGCUGCUACAGGAGAAAGUCUCUCAGCUGAAAGAACAGGCGAUCAGGAACAGCGAAUCAGAUGUGUUGAUCAAAGACCUGUAUGUGGAGAAUGCUCAGCUGCUCAAAGCCUUGGAUAAGACAGAACAACGUCAGAAAGUAGCAGAAAAGAAGAACUUCCUCCUGGAGGAGAAAAUUUCCAGCCUCAAUAAGAUUGUCCGUGACCUCGGCCCUUCACCAAUGACUCCUGCACCCUACCACUUCACACGCUCCUGAUUUUAAACUGUAUUACACAUGAUUUUAGUCAUAUAAGGCAUUCCAGUAUGAUUUUCCUCUGAGAAACAUGGUAGCAGGAUGUCUGAGCUGCUUUUUAAACAACGUCAAGCUCCAAAAAAAACCUAAGUAGUCCAUAUGACUUGUGCACUAUAUUCUAAGUCUCUGAAGCCAAACAAAAUAAUUUUGUACUGAACAGACUGAAAUUAAGUUUUAUUUAGGCUACUGAAAGUCCUCCCCUCUGCCAUAGAUCCCAAAUCUCAUUCCCAUUCAUUUUCAUUUCUGGGUGAAUGUUUCCUUUAUGUUUGAGUGCUUUUAACGGUUUCAUUUUAUAGCUGAUUCUUUUGAAUAAGCCAUACUGUGCUAUUACUGGUGAGUCUGGACCUCAAACUGAAACUGGAAGUUGGUCUUAAGCAAUGAUGAAAUUCCUUAGAUCUAGAGAAGCUUGUCCAACAGCUGAGGCCCCCGUGUUCACACACACGCAUGCACGCGCAACCGCCUAUCAUUACAUAGUAUUAUUGAAAUGCAAACAAAAUCACUGAUUCCCUGCAUCUCAGAUAAGGAAAUUAAAGGGCAAAUGAAACAGUGUUUCUUCACAGUUUUUUCCUGUUUGUUCUAGUGCAUAUUAUGUCUUUGUGAUUGUUUAGUUAAUAUAAACACUUUUCACUUGAGAAUGUGCGCCAGAAAACAUCCCAUAAUGUUACUUUAGUUUGUAUUUAUUUUGUGUACCUAUUUUUCAUUUAUGAACUGUAAUCAUGUAUUAUGAGCACUGUGAAUAUGAAUAAUACGGAGUACAUUAAAAUAUUUAUGUGGAGUAAAAGAAACUCAGAGCUCGGAGAUGUCAGCCUUGUGGUAACCAAUGUGUAAUUUGUGUGUGGAGAGGAAAAUGACUGGUUAUGAUGUUUCAUUUCAGGCGUCUCUGAAGGAGUACGGUUUACAAGCUUUGAUGCUUUGGGGAAAAAAAUGCACAGAGAAUUGCAGGCAUUUAACAUUUUGAAAUUGCUUUAAAAUAUGUGUCCUUGUGUUUUUAGUAUUGUAGCAGAUUUAGGUUAAGUAUAAGUAAGUAUAAGAGUAAGUAUAAGAUAUGCUUUUCCAUUAUUUAUGAAAAUGAUGUUAACUGGCCCUUGAAGUUUUGAUUGUAUAACACUUGGAUGUAAAACACAUUAAACAUUCUUUUUUUAUAUAAAAAAA
Molecule: messenger RNA, 5583 nt
Organism: Carassius auratus (goldfish)
Lineage: Eukaryota; Metazoa; Chordata; Actinopteri; Cypriniformes; Cyprinidae
Product: ninein-like
Exons: 26
Coding region: 238-4395 (1385 amino acids)
Biological process (GO): centrosome localization; microtubule anchoring at centrosome; centrosome-templated microtubule nucleation
Cellular component (GO): centrosome; ciliary transition fiber; centriole
Molecular function (GO): calcium ion binding
Source: RefSeq, a predicted model, not a curated record